Messenger RNA from Cololabis saira (Pacific saury), 3861 nucleotides. RefSeq names its product sarcalumenin (gene srlb). The record is from RefSeq and is a predicted model, not a curated record. NCBI's taxonomy places the organism in Eukaryota, Metazoa, Chordata, Actinopteri, Beloniformes, Belonidae. The transcript is spliced from 7 exons. Gene Ontology annotation, molecular function: GTP binding. Bases 3 to 1520 code for a protein of 505 amino acids.
GCAUGCACUUUAACCUUCCUGCCUUGGUAUAUAUAGUCAGACUGACUAUCAGAGUUCUCCUGGCAGCCACCAUGAAGGGCACAGUCUCGAUCUGCUGUCUCCUCGGCCUGGUGCUUUUGCAGGCCACAGCAGAAGAGGAAGACUUGACCUCCAUCCUAAGGGAUACACAUCACAUCGAUGAAACACUGCGACUUGCAACCGAGCAAAAAGCAGCAGACUAUGCAGCGGCUCUACAGAAGUUGCGAAAGAUCUACCACUCAUCCAUCAGGCCGAUGGAACAGGCCUACAAGUACAAUGAGCUGAGGCAGCACGAGAUCUCAGCGUACCCCGGACGAACCCUGGGGGACUCGGCCACAGAUGGAGAGAUAACCUCCAAGCCCCUGGUGCUGUUCCUUGGACCCUGGAGUGUAGGAAAGUCCUCCAUGGUCAAUUAUCUCCUGGGCUUGCAUGACAGCCCCUAUCAGCUCUACACAGGAGCUGAGCCCACUACCUCUGAGUUUACUGUUAUCAUGCACGGGGAGAAGAUCCGCUCUGUUGAGGGCAUUGUCAUGGCCGCAGACAGCUCUCGCUCCUUUUCUCCCCUGGAGAAAUUCGGACAAAACUUCUUGGAAAAACUGAUCGGCAUUGAGAUGCCGCACAAGUUGCUGGAGCGUGUGACUUUUGUAGACACACCAGGAAUCAUCGAGAACCGCAAGCAACAGGAAAGAGGUUAUCCUUUCAAUGAUGUUUGCCAGUGGUUCAUUGACCGUGCAGACCUGAUCUUUGUGGUGUUCGAUCCCACAAAGCUGGACGUUGGCCUGGAGCUGGAGAUGCUUUUCCGACAGCUGAAGGGUCGCGAGUCCCAGAUCCGCAUCAUCUUAAACAAGGCUGACAACCUGGCCACUCAGGACUUAAUGAGAGUCUAUGGAGCGCUGUUUUGGAGCUUAGCUCCCCUCAUCAAUGUGACGGAACCCCCUCGAGUCUACGUCAGCUCCUUCUGGCCGUACGACUACGCAGCCGACACCAGCCGUGACCUUUUCAAACGGGAAGAGAUUUCCCUCCUGGAAGAUCUCAACCAGGUGAUUGAGAACCGUAUGGAGAACAAGAUCGCCUUCAUCCGCCAGCACGGCAUCCGUGUGCGAAUCCAUGCCCUGCUGGUAGAUCGCUACGUCCAAACCUUUAAAGAAAAGAUGAGCUUUUUCAGUGACCCCGAACUGGUGUUCAACGAGAUCGUGGAUGACCCAGACAAGUUCUACAUUUUCAAAUCCAUUUUAGCCAAGACCAACGUCAGCAAGUUUGACCUGCCCAACCGAGAUGCUUACCGCGAUUUCUUUGGCGUUAACCCGAUCGCCAACUUCAAGCCCCUGUCAGCUCAGUGCUCUUACAUCGGCGGCUGCCUUUUGGAAAGGAUUGAAAAGGCAAUCACCAACGAGCUGCCCGCCCUUCUGAGCAGCAUUAACUCUGGGAAGCAACCCGGCCUGUCAACCUGCGAGGCAACUGGCUGCGGCGAAAAGCCAAAGAAUCGUUACCGAAAGGACUGAGGAACAUGAAAUAACUUGUGUGGUGGAAGUAAGGAAAGGGAGAAGGUGAAGAACGAGAGCUCCGGUGGAACCCUGCUCACGUCAGAAGUCAGAAUGUUGUAUUGGUGAGGAGACGGAGGAGAGAAAAUGAAGGAUUUUUUUCUUUUUUUUUUUUUUUUUCUUAAAGGAAUCUGGGAGGGUGUCUUUUUGUUUUUCUUUCGGGACAGCAAGAAUAAUGAAGACUGCAGGAGGGAGGGGUUAAUUGUUUGAUAAGGCAGCUUAAGGACACACAUGCUGAAGAAGUGAGAACAUGCCACUGGUCACAGAGUUUUGUUGAAGCACACACCCUCUUCUCUCCCUUGCACAAUCACGUUGGACUGUCUGGGACGGCGGUGUUGGGGAAUGAAUCAUGUGAAGAAGAACAGAAAUGGCAAAGAAUGAGUAUGAUCAAUUACAAACAGUGAAUCCCGAGGCUAAAAAUAGUCAAGUACCAGCUCCCUUGCAUGUGACUAAAACAGUAAAGUUGAAACAGAAAUCUGUGUUGUAAAAUGAUGCUAAUUGCAUUACAGCAGCAAAUCAAUUCCACGAGCUUCAGAAUUAGUUUUUGAAAUAGCUCUUUUUUGUGGGUGCUACACAAACUCUUUGUAUUUGGCUGAUCAUCCAAACUUUUGGUAGUGAAAUACAUUAUUUUUGCAUGUAAGUUAUAUCUUCUUUAGCAGAAGCAUGUGUUUUUAUUCUAACAAGCAAAAUUUCCUCUUAGUGUUUUUGACACCUGAACCAAUCCUUUCUUUGCGAUGAAGAAGGCCUUUUUCCCUUAGUUUAGUAUGCUCACCAGUCUUGGUUGUUGACAACCUGUGAUAAAAGCAGAGUUAGGGGUUCAAAGGUCAGAGUCUUCAGAGUAGAGAGGGUCUUCACUUCUUAACUUACUGUGUUUCUUUGAGUUUAUAAAUUAGCCAGCCUUCGACAGACGUUCAAUACUGUGUUAAAAAUUAUUAUUUCGUUCAGUGAUAAGCUCUACAGCUUUAAAAAAAAGCUGAAUGUCCAUGAAAGAAAUACAAUGAAUGAUGUGCUUAAGUUACACCUGUCUUUUUCCAUGUAAUUUGCCACUGCAGGUUAGAGAGACCUUUAUCGAUUUUUGACUAUGCAACUUUCCAAAUGGGAUUAGAAGUAUGUUGUUUAGUUAAACUGAAAAACAAAUCCUGCUGCCGUCCAAGUUUGAAGAGUCACUACAAAGCCGAGUUGGUGGAUUGCAAUCAUUUAUAUCUUGCAAAAACUGGGAUGGAGGUAAAGGUGAAGUAGAGAAUUUGAGAGCUGAUCCCUUAACUCUACUGAAAUUAAAUGAGCCUGAUCUAAAAUGAAUCCCGACCUUGACCUCGCACUGGUAGAAGGUGAUACUUAUAAGAUCGCAAGUGCUCAUGCAGAAUACCUCAAAGAAUGUCCCAGCCAGGAGUAUUGCAAUGAAAAUUGUUUUAAAAAUGUUGCCAUCUUGGGAAAUACAUGUCUCUAACGCCAGACAUCUGAGUGACAAGGCAACUUCCAUGAAUUGUGUCAUUGAUAGAAGCUGCUAAACAAUCCACAAAGACAUACUAUGUUGUUUUGUUUUUUCAAUUUGCUUUUAGGAUGGCUAAAACACCAAAUUUUAUAUGUUUGGAUUUGCUUUAAAUGUUGUCUAAAGAACAUGUUUUUAUUCUUUCAAAAGUGCUGGAUUAACUUUCUUCGGUGUUUAAGCUAAGAAACAUGAAUAAGCUCCUGGAUGGUUAAUAAUUACCACAUUAUUGUGCCCAGAAGUUCUCAACUUCUCUUCUUAUUCGACAAGAAAGCCAUUCAAAGUAUUUUCCAAAAUGUAUAUCACUGUUUUUAAAACAAAGUCCUGAUUAUUCAAGGAACAGGUUGAUGAUAGGACAGGCGCUCCUGCAGCAUGAACUUGACUCAUGGACAUUCACGCACUUCCGCCUCCCUCCAUGUCCUCUUUCAUGAACCCCUUUACUCCUUUCCUCUUGUAGACCUAGGUUUGACGAUAAUAAUGAGAGCAUGCACCAAGGAAGCUUCUUUCCUCUUCUUGUCAGUCUGAGAGCUGAAAUGGGUGUGUCGUAUCUUAAUGCUGCAGAUACAAAACUUGCCCACAAGAGAGUGCUGUGAAAAAGGCUAAAAGAUGCAGAGCUCAUUAACGUUCAACAUGGAAAACAAUGGAAGAAGUUUAUUGUUUGUAGGAUGAUGUAAGUUUAUUCAUCUGUGAAUCGAUGUGUGUCCAAUUAAAAAAGCGAAUUCUUCUUCUUUUAUUAUUUUUUUGGGUAUAAAAUUCAAAUUAAUAAUGGCCCAACUUUUGGAAGCUUGAUAAACAUGAAUAAAGAUUUCUGAUGGA